UCCCCUUUCCUUCCGCUAUCUCUCUCCCGCUCGGCUGGUGUAGUUCCGCUCCGGUGAGAAAGAGCUGCCGCGGCACUAGAGUUAUUUCACUCGUUUGUCCUCCGACGAACCGUUCCGCUCAUCGCGUCUCCGUCUUUAUCCGGUUCGUAUCUUCAAUUAGGUUUUCCGUAGACGAAAUCGUAUCCCAUGGAUUCCCUUCAUUCCACCAACAGAAGCGAGGGAGAAGUGACGGAGGGGGAGGAGGAAGGAGUACGGCGAUCUCCCGCUGCCGCCGCCGCACUGGACCACAAUCCUCUCCUCCCUCCUCGGCCGCCAGUUCCUCCUCCCGCUGCAAUUGAGCUUCUUUCAUUUCCCGAGCCCGACGCGGCUACGACGAACAAGCAGCAGAAAGUCGCGGUUGGGGCUCCCGCCUCCGAAUCGCUAUCAGAGUCGGACCCCACGACUUCCAACGAUACGGAGAAGCCAAUGGUGAUGGACGAAGAGGAGGAGGCGGAGGAAGAGGACCGGCCGAGUAAGAAGCAUAAGCAGGAGGUAAAGGUAAAGGGAAAGGAAGAGGAAGAAGCAGAAGAAGAGGAGCAGCAGCAACAACCGGAGGCGAUGACUCCCGUAGAGGAAAUUUCCAAUGGAGAUGAAGCAGUCAACGGUGAGAACGGGAGCGUCGAGGAGGAGGCGAAAGCUCCUCCAUCCGCUGCAGCAGCAGCAGCAGCAGCAGCUACCACGCAAUCCGCCGCGAAGAAGAAGUCGAAGAAGAAGAGCAAUAACAAUGUCUGGUCGACGAGGUCCACUCGGAAGGGUAAGAAGAAGGCGAAGCCGAACCCGCAGAGCACGCCCACGGAGGACACCGUGUCGAUCACUCCCGUCCCCAGGUUCCCGGACAAGAACGACGAUUCUCCGGAGAUGGCAAUUUGCUUGUCCAAGGCGUACAAGGCGGAGAAAGUAGAGCUCAGCGAGGACAGGUUGAGCGCUGGGAGCUCCAAGGGUUACAGGAUGGCGAGGGCAACUAGAGGGGUUUGUGAAGGUGCUUGGUACUUCGAGACCAAGGUUGAGAGUCUGGGAGAGACUGGGCAUACGCGGCUCGGGUGGUCUACUGAGAAAGGGGACUUGCAGGCGCCGGUUGGCUACGAUGGGAACAGUUUUGGGUAUAGAGAUAUUGAUGGUAGUAAGAUUCAUAAGGCAUUGAGGGAGAAGUAUGGGGAAGAAGGGUACAAAGAAGGGGAUGUUAUUGGGUUCUAUAUUAACUUGCCCGAUGGUGGUUCAUAUGCUCCUAAGCCACCUCGUUUGGUUUGGUAUAAAGGACAGAGGUAUUUAUGUGCUCCAGAUGCCAAGGAGGAUCCUCCUAAGAUUGUGCCGGGAAGUGAGAUAUCAUUCUUCAAGAAUGGCAUAUGUCAAGGGGUUGCAUUCAAGGAUUUAUACGGUGGGCGCUACUACCCUGCUGCAUCAAUGUACACGCUUCCGAACCAACCAAAUUGUGUUGUAAGGUUUAAUUUUGGCCCAGACUUCAAUUUUUUCCCAGAGGAUUUUGGUGGGCGUCCCAUGCCAAGGCCCAUGAUUGAAGUUCCUUAUCAUGGGUUUGAUGCUCGUGUUGACAGUGGCACGCCCAAUGAGGAGAAACAGUAGUACACAGUCUCUUUGAUGCUUACCACAUUGGUUUUUGGUUUCACUAGUUGGCACUCUAGAUGUCAAAUUAGAAUUGUCUAACAAAACAUCUUAUGUAAACUCUACAUUUCUUGAAUGACUAAAGAAGAGCGAUUUUCCUUGUGAAAUAUGAAGCAAUUGGAAUGAGGCUGGCUGAUGACAUUUGAUUUCACGAUAUUAGUUAGUUUAUUGUUCUUAUAAAACAAGUCUGAAUACUUCUGAUGAGUUUUAUGGUAUUUUUUGAAUGGUGCAACUUAUCAGAUUAUUCAUGUCAUGUUUAUAUAUUAUGAGUUAUGUACUACGUAAUCUGUGUGUUUUUUCUUCAAUGUCAAUAUGCUUCUUUGUUUUCUG
This is a messenger RNA of Linum tenue, 1986 nucleotides long. The record is from the annotation of a GenBank genome assembly. Lineage: Eukaryota; Viridiplantae; Streptophyta; Magnoliopsida; Malpighiales; Linaceae.